GCGUUGUGUUCGAGUCCGCCUCUCUGAGCUCAGGCCGCUUUGCCAUUGACGCACUUUAAAGCUCGUCGCUCCUUCUCCACCUUAAGGCGAGCGGCAGAGGCGGCGGCCAAUCAGCAUGCCAUUAGAGGCUUCACAGGAAGCUGUUUAUGGGAGUGCAGCGCUAAUUAGCCUCAUGAACUAACACAUCUGCCCGCACCGAGUCACCGAGGAAAACGAUCACAUCCAUGGAUUAGUCUGGGAGCGCACGGCGCACUUUUGAUUUGACGUCCUCCUCCAGUAUCCAUCGUGUCUGGUGUGUGCUGCGCUUUUGCUGAACUUCUUCGCGGCGCGCAACAACUUUCGCCUCUUUCCCAACUCUGGAGUAUUUUCCGUGAUAGCUUCCUCUUAAACUGGGGAACCCGGACCUUCACGCCAUGUUUCAGCCCGCACCCAAGAGGUGUUUCACGAUAGAAUCGUUGGUUGCCAAGGAUAAUCCGGUAACGGCGUCCCGAUCGGAGGAGCCCAUCCGGCCGGCGGCUCUCAGCUAUGCAAACUCUGGCCAGAUGAACCCCUUCCUCAACGGCUUUCACUCCGGAGCCAGGGGCGUCUACUCAAACCCGGACUUGGUGUUCGCCGAGACGGUCUCGCAUCAGCCCAACUCGGCGGUCCCGGUGCAUCCGGUGGCCCCGCCGCACGCCCUGGCCGCUCAUCCGCUCUCGUCCCCGCAUAGUCCGCACCCUCUUUUUGGCAGCCAGCAAAGAGACCCCUCUACUUUUUACCCCUGGUUAUUACACAGAUAUAGAUACUUGGGACACAGAUUUCAAGGCAACGAAGCAGGUCCCGAGAGCUUCCUUUUGCACAACGCGCUCGCCCGAAAGCCCAAAAGAAUCCGCACGGCUUUCUCUCCAUCGCAACUCCUGCGGCUCGAACACGCCUUUGAGAAAAAUCAUUACGUGGUGGGCGCAGAGAGGAAACAGCUCGCGCACAGCCUUAGCCUCACAGAAACUCAGGUAAAAGUGUGGUUUCAGAACCGAAGGACAAAAUUCAAGAGACAGAAGCUGGAAGAGGAGGGCUCCGAGUCGCAACAGAAAAAGAAGGGCUCCCAUCACAUAAAUCGCUGGAGGUUGGCCACCAAGCAGUCCAGUCCGGAGGAAAUUGAUGUGACUUCGGACGAUUAAAACGAGACUCAUAUGUGCUUCUGAGCGCACGGAGGACACGAAUACAGGAUACCGUGGGAGGACAGUGGGCUCAAAUAACCCGAUGUCACAUUUCACAUCCCCGAUGGGCAGCUGAGGGCGACGGAAGGCCGGCUGCUGCGUGGCCCAGCUGUCACCCUGCGGCUCCGUCAGUCCAAAAGAACCAGGAACAUGGUACUGACAGAUUGUGUGUCACCACUCGCCACCACCUGAAAUAUUCUUCUUUUUAUCAUUUUCCAAUUCAUAUUGGACGGUUGCACUUCUAUUUUUUCCCACUCAAGAUACCAAAACUGCUUUUUAGAAAAAAAAAAACUUGAAUUGCAUGUUACUUGUUUUAUUUUGACACAAUCAAGAGGAAGACGAAACAUUUUUUUAUUUAAAUCUAUUUUCUAAGAGAGGUGUUGUAGGCCUACUUCUUUUUCAGACAGUGUGCAGUCUUUAAUUCAUAAUUCUCGUGUAAAAGUGAUUGUGAAAACAUAUGAAGUAGCAGUGCUUUAUCGUCUUUUUUUUUUUUCAAGGAAAAAAAAGCAAAAAUUGGUUUUCUAGGGUGGGGGGGGGGGGUGAAAUUUAAGUGAUGGUAUAUCAGGACGUUCCUUGAACCUCUAAAGCUUUACCAAUGUGUGGUUGUACUUGGCCCCACGCAACCUUCUGUCAGGACGUGAGCCUCCACUCAAAGAUGCCACAAGGACUAAAAUGAAUUAUAGACACACAAACAAACAAAAAAAAAACCUCCAAGCACUGAGCGUAUUCCAUGUACAGAAAAAAUAUUGUUAUUGUUUCUGUUAAACCCUCUUUUACAGAAUGUAAAUAUUUUUUGUGUAUGUGUUAAGUUUGCUACAAUUUUAACACAAAGUAUACUUCCAAGAAGUAUGUAAUUGUCAAUAUUUUGUCAAUAAAGUUUUAUCAAUAUGU
Molecule: messenger RNA, 2087 nt
Organism: Syngnathus acus (greater pipefish)
Lineage: Eukaryota; Metazoa; Chordata; Actinopteri; Syngnathiformes; Syngnathidae
Gene: emx2
Product: empty spiracles homeobox 2
Exons: 3
Coding region: 414-1157 (247 amino acids)
Biological process (GO): neuron differentiation; central nervous system development; regulation of DNA-templated transcription
Molecular function (GO): DNA-binding transcription factor activity, RNA polymerase II-specific; DNA binding
Source: RefSeq, a predicted model, not a curated record